AUGCGCCAUUUUACACUUCUUCCGGAAGUGGCUUGUGCGCGCGAGCAACAAGGUUUCUUCGAAGAUAAGGUGAGUAAGGCAGUCACCAUGUACAAAGUGGAUUUGCCGGAGGACCAGUACACUUCAAAAGCUGUGGAGAGACGCAGAGCAGCAGAAUCUGCACGAAAGGAGCGCAUUUUUAAUACCCGGCUUCGCGUAAUGGGGCUGGACCUCCACGGUCUGGAGCAACAAGUGCAGGACAGAAAACACCAGGAACACUUGGAGAGACAACGGGACAAGGCUCAUGAUUUUCUUAGACUGAACCAAGACGAAGCUCUCGUGCAGCAGGACAACAGUGAAAAAGAGCAGCAAAUCAAUGUGCAUUCACAUUUGGCCCAUUACUGGUCCACCUACCAGCGUGAUGCAGGUCUCAACAAUGACCUCAGGGGGGCGCUGACGCACCCAGUUCCAGAGAAUGAGCUGGGCCCUGCCAGUAUGCAAAUGUUUGAGGGAGAAGACAAAGGAGCAAAAGACAGAAGGAUAGAACAAAUAAAAUUUACAGAAAGAAAUUUGAGUGCACAAAAGAGCGACAAUGAGCGUAGACGCAUGGCAGAGAAGCACCGAGACACACUCACUGGUCUGGGACUGAUGUAUGAGGACCAAAGAGGGAGAGAGAUAUGUGCAUUGGAAGAAGACUGCAGAAGAGCUGCACGUGUGGCCCUGGACAACUACAAUCACGCUCUGACCACAGAACAGGCUGAACAAAAGAGAGAAGAGAGCAGACGAGAACGGAGGGAAAACCUAGCAGAGGUGUGGCACACCGUGACGUCAGACAUGAUGACGGAGUGUCCAGAAGCAGCAGAGAAGCAGCCGGGAGGAGGGGUCCUGACUGACCGGUGGAGAGGGAUGAGCCCCGCACAGCUCAGGGCCAUCCACAGAGAGAGAGAGAAGCAGUGUGAGGAGAAACGGAAACAACAAGACAAAGAUAAAUGUUCGCGUACCUCCUUCGGUGUGCUGCUGCUGAAGGCUUCUCAAGCAGCAGAGGACGAUGAGCAGAGAGAGACAGAGAUGAGGAGACACAGGAGGCGAGAGAUGGACCUGAGCAACAGGCUGCUAGCCAGAGAACAGCAGACACACCAAGAGUAUUUGGACAAAAUUGUAUACACCAACAAACCAUCAAAGGACUACUUUCUCCAGUUCAAUACAGGCUCUCGCUGA
This is a messenger RNA of Knipowitschia caucasica, 1197 nucleotides long. The record is from the annotation of a GenBank genome assembly. NCBI's taxonomy places the organism in Eukaryota, Metazoa, Chordata, Actinopteri, Gobiiformes, Gobiidae.